CAAUAAUAGCCCAAUUUAUCCUGGGCGGUUCGGGGCGGGUGUAUUUGCAAUUACGACGUUAUCCUCAAGACUUUUCCGGAAAUAACGAUUAUAAUUUUCCUCUAGUUGUGCCCAUGGGCAGUUGAUCCUAUUGCGUUCGGUGAAUUGGGGUUCCGAAUCUGAAUCUGAAUACGAAGCAGGAUGGAAGAACAAGACUCAGAAACACAGAGCUCCGGAAGUGGAGGAGAAGAAGAAACGCUUAAAUUAGAGCCUGAAGGAUUACGACAUGACGUUGAAGACCAACACGUUUUGCAGUUUCUGGAUUCCCUUGAUGGCUAUAUAACGCUAAUGGAUUCAUUGUCUCUGACACUCCGCCAGGGAUGGCUUGAAUUAGCGAGUGCUCGACAUUCCAUGGGUGCAUCUCGCGUCAACAGUGCUCUGUUGAACCUGAAAUUCCACUCUGCUUCUACCUCAUUGCAAGUAACAAGAAAUGAUGUUGAUUCAGAAGCGAACGAAGCAAACUUUACAUUGUGCAAAUGGGCAUCCUCCAAUAGUGGACACAGCUCAGCAGGAGAAAAAUUUAGGGAGGACAAGUUGCAGACGAAGCAUGAUAGUCCAGAUCUACGACACCGUAGCAAAUCCCAGUUUUCAGAUGAAACCUCAGUACAAAGUGGAGCUUCGCUUGUAGCUGAUGAUCAUGUUCAGAGGGAGCGAUCCAAAUCAUUGUCGGUAUUUGGCACUUUGGUUUCUCCAAAGCUUCGUGCGGCUCAACUUUCAUUUGAAACAGCUUUGGAAAUGCUUGUAGAAAUUGCGAACACACGUUCAACAAUGCUCUCUGCUUUCAAUCGAGUCAAGAAAGGAUUGGAAGACAUUAAAAGUUGAUCAAAGCUGGUCUUUUAAGGCAUAUAUGAUAUUUGGCUACUGGAAAGUUCAACAUCUUCUUUCCCUUUAUCCUGCUCACUCUGAGCACAUGAUUGAUGUGCCCCAAGUUCUGAACUUAUGAUCUCAAUUCUCAAACACACAGUUUUUUUUUUUUUUUAAUUUUGGGUGCAUAUUGUGAUUUCUGGUUAAAUUUCUCUCUAUGUAAUGUAUAUUUGAGGUGAAAUUUUGGUGCAUCUUACAUGUAACAUCUAGGUUGUAUAAUUCCUAAAAGUGGAUGCCGGUAGCGUUUUGUCUUGCUGGAAAA
Ziziphus jujuba (common jujube) is the source of this 1165-nucleotide messenger RNA. RefSeq lists its product as uncharacterized. Bases 181 to 861 code for a protein of 226 amino acids. The record is from RefSeq and is a predicted model, not a curated record. NCBI's taxonomy places the organism in Eukaryota, Viridiplantae, Streptophyta, Magnoliopsida, Rosales, Rhamnaceae. The transcript is spliced from 6 exons. Gene Ontology annotation, cellular component: extrinsic component of endoplasmic reticulum membrane. Gene Ontology annotation, biological process: vacuolar proton-transporting V-type ATPase complex assembly.